CGGAGAAAGUGAUAACAAAAAAACGUCUAAUAAUACCCACACGAUAACAUUAAAUUCGACCAAUGAGAUUCUACCUCUUGGCCACCACGCAAGUAUCUUCCAUCCAGCUUUUCUCCCAAAAACGACUUCUUGGUCUCCACGAAAAAUCUACACCGCCGUUGUAAAUUUACAUAUAUACCCUCAGUCAAAGCAAAGUAGCACACGAAGUCUCUCUAAUGUCUUCGAGGGUGAUACCGUCAUUCUAGAAUACCCUACACCAGAAACUGUUACACCUGAUAAACACGUGGCGUGAUCUUCUUACACACACGUCAUUGAUAAUUCGAUCGUAAACCGUUCGUUUCCUUGCUAUAUAACCCUUGCUCGAGACCAUUUAUAACAACAGCGUGUGAAGCGCAUAAGACGACAAAGUAAAAAAAAAGCUUUCUCCUACAAUCUUCCUAUAUUCUUGGAUUUGAUUUGAUUUCUUUCAAAUUUCUGUUUCUGAUUUGCAUAAUGAUGAUGACUCGCGGUGGAGCCAAGGUGGCCUCGUCGCUGAUGAAGGCUGCUGGACCACGGUUGUUCUCAACGACGACGAUCCGUUCGCUGCCUCACGAGGCAAGCCACCUAAUCAAGCCUGCGGCGGCGGAUUUAGCUCCGGCCUCUAGCAUGAGCGGUUGGAUCUGGACUAGAGCUCCGGCGAUUGGAGGCGUGAGAUUCAAGAGCACGGUUACUUUGGGUGAGAAAACUCCGACGGAGGAGGAGACGACAGAGGCGGUUCCGAAAAAGACGGAGAACGAAUCAAUCGGUGGUGACGCCGGAGGUAACAAGGGAGAGAAAGGAAUCGCUAGCUAUUGGGGUGUUGAACCGAAUAAGAUCACUAAAGAAGACGGCACUGAAUGGAAGUGGAAUUGUUUCAGGCCGUGGGAGACGUAUAAAGCUGAUUUGACGAUAGAUCUGUCGAAGCAUCAUGUACCAACGACGUUUCUUGACAGAUUAGCUUAUUGGACUGUCAAAUCUCUCCGAUUGCCUACCGAUCUCUUCUUCCAGAGGAGAUACGGAUGCCGAGCUAUGAUGCUGGAAACUGUAGCAGCAGUGCCCGGAAUGGUCGGAGGAAUGUUACUCCACUGCAAAUCGCUGCGGAGGUUUGAGCAGAGCGGUGGUUGGAUCAAAGCUCUGCUCGAGGAAGCAGAGAACGAGAGGAUGCAUCUCAUGACAUUCAUGGAAGUCGCGAAACCCAAAUGGUACGAGAGAGCUCUCGUGAUCACUGUGCAGGGAGUUUUCUUCAACGCCUACUUCCUCGGUUACAUCGUCUCCCCGAAAUUCGCUCACCGUAUGGUUGGGUACCUUGAGGAAGAAGCUAUCCACUCGUACACGGAGUUCCUCAAGGAGCUCGACAAUGGUAACAUCGAGAACGGUCCUGCUCCAGCUAUUGCUAUUGAUUACUGGAGGCUCCCUGCUAAUGCAACCCUCCGUGAUGUCGUUAUGGUUGUUCGUGCCGACGAGGCUCACCACCGUGACGUUAACCAUUUUGCAUCCGAUAUUCAUUACCAAGGUCGUGAACUAAAGGAAGCUCCAGCUCCAAUUGGAUACCAUUGAUUAUUAUUAUAUCUCGUUGAAUAAGAAUUAGCUUUGUUUGCUGAAGUUUUAAACUUUGUUCUUAAAAAAAUUUGAGAAGUCUUAUGAUCUCUUCUUUUGUCACUUGUAUAUAGAGCCAUACUUUGGAAUCGGCUUUCCUUGAAUGUUAUAUUUGGCAUUUGUUAGUUGUUACGAAUAUUAUUCUGUUUUUCCUCGAAAGGCAAUACGUACACGUUCGGUUCUUUUUUUCUUCUUUUUAUGGGCUUUUGGGCUUUUUAGUUUCCGCUAUUUUCAAAGACUCGCCAUAAGAUUUUGACUUUCAAUACAAAGGAAUAUUAUCGAGAAAAUGAGGACAUUUAAA
This is a messenger RNA of Thlaspi arvense, 1915 nucleotides long. The record is from the annotation of a GenBank genome assembly. NCBI's taxonomy places the organism in Eukaryota, Viridiplantae, Streptophyta, Magnoliopsida, Brassicales, Brassicaceae.